Messenger RNA from Cygnus olor (mute swan), 6019 nucleotides. RefSeq names its product CD44 molecule (Indian blood group) (gene CD44). Gene Ontology annotation, biological process: cell adhesion; positive regulation of ERK1 and ERK2 cascade; inflammatory response. The coding region runs from base 274 to 3804 and encodes 1176 amino acids. Gene Ontology annotation, molecular function: hyaluronic acid binding; cytokine receptor activity. Gene Ontology annotation, cellular component: basolateral plasma membrane; macrophage migration inhibitory factor receptor complex; plasma membrane. The record is from RefSeq and is a predicted model, not a curated record. The transcript has 24 exons. NCBI's taxonomy places the organism in Eukaryota, Metazoa, Chordata, Aves, Anseriformes, Anatidae.
GUGCCUCUUUAAAACUCAUGCAGCUGCUUAGUCAGUACUAGGCGCCCCCGCUGCCCCCCCUUUCGCUGCCCAGUAAGUUUGUUGCAAUAUGGGUGUGACUUUUGAUGGAGCUCCCCCUCCCUGUUAUGUCAUUACUCCGUUCCUUUGAAUCAGAAUAAAAAGUGCAGCAAACUUCAGACUCAUUGACUGCAGGCUUAACAAGCGCCGGGGCUUUUCUUCUCUCCGCAGCUUGCAAGGAUCUCUGUUUUUUUGCAAAACAAUUCUGAGAAAACAAUGGCCAGCUUCUACGUAUGGGUAACUUUUGGAUUAUGUUUGCUGAAGCUUUGUCUAACAGAGACACAAUUCAAUGUAAGUUGCAGAUAUAGAGGAGUUUUUCAUGUGGAAAAAAAUGGUCGCUACAGUCUCACACGAACUGAAGCAGCUGACCUUUGCAGAGCUCUCAAUAGUACCUUGUCAACACUAGAACAGUUGGAAAAAGCUCACGAACUUGGAUUUGAAACUUGCAGGUAUGGUUUUAUAGUGGGGCAUAUUGCUAUCCCACGAAUCAAUCCCUAUCAUCUUUGUGCAGCAAAUCAUACUGGAAUUUAUAAACUUUCAGCAAAUACAACAGGCCGUUAUGAUGCGUAUUGUUACAAUGCAACAGAAACAAGGGACAAAGCAUGUGAGCCAAUUGAAAGAAUAGACACUUCUUUUCUCAAUAAUCAGAGUGAAAUAGUCAUUGACAAUGAAGAUGGCUCACGUUAUAAUGCAGAUGGCACACGUCAUAGUGGAGACUCCUCAACCUCAGGUGUGGAUGACGAAAAUGUAGGUAGUGGAUCAUCACAUGACACAACUCCAGUAGAUACCUCCAUCAAGAGAUCCAGUCCCUCGUAUUAUGGAAGUGUUACUCCAGUCUCACAUCUGUCAGAUCAUUCUUCUGGAGGAGGUGAAAAGGAUUUUCCUGUCAAAAAUUCUGAUGAUGAAAUUUCUCCUACAUCAACUGAUAUCUCUUUGGUGACGGGAUUUAAUGAUUUCGCCAAAGAAGAUGAUGAAUGGCAUCGUGGAAGUACUACUCCGGGGCCUCAUCGUGUUCACCUGGAGAAAACUACCACCCAAACUUGGUGGAAUCCAUUUUCAAACGAGUGGUGGUGGUCAAAUCCCAGAGAGAAGACACAAGAACCCACGCAGACAACAAGGGCAGAUGUGACCUCAAGCGGCAAUGGUUCAGAUGAUGAAGACUCUUCGGAGGAGACGACUUACCCUACGGUGUUUCCACGAUGGGACAUAAGUGUGGCCAAGAAAGAGUAUGCUCCAAGUACUACUCCGGGGCCUCAUCGUGUUCACCUGGAGAAAACUACCACCCAAACUUGGUGGAAUCCAUUUUCAAACGAGUGGUGGUGGUCAAAUCCCAGAGAGAAGACACAAGAACCCACGCAGACAACAAGGGCAGAUGUGACCUCAAGCGGUAAUGGUUCAGAUGAUGAAGACUCUUCGGAGGAGACGACUUACCCUACGGUGUUUCCACGAUGGGACAUAAGUGUGGCCAAGAAAGAGUAUGCUCCAAGUACUACUCCGGGGCCUCAUCGUGUUCACCUGGAGAAAACUACCACCCAAACUUGGUGGAAUCCAUUUUCAAACGAGUGGUGGUGGUCAAAUCCCAGAGAGAAGACACAAGAACCCACGCAGACAACAAGGGCAGAUGUGACCUCAAGCGGUAAUGGUUCAGAUGAUGAAGACUCUUCGGAGGAGACGACUUACCCUACGGUGUUUCCACGAUGGGACAUAAGUGUGGCCAAGAAAGAGUAUGCUCCAAGUACUACAGAUGUGACCUCAAGCGGCAAUGGUUCAGAUGAUGAAGACUCUUCGGAGGAGACGACUUACCCUACGGUGUUUUCACGAUGGGACAUAAGUGUGGCCAAGAAAGAGUAUGCUCCAAGUACUACUAUGGACUUGCAACAUGGAGUGCUUCUGGAAAUCUCCACACAAGAUCAUUGGAACCCCUCUUAUACAGAUGAAGAGGAGCAAUAUCCUAGCUCUGCGGGCAGGGCACUAGUUACAAGUGAAAAUGAAAAACGUCAAGGACCAACCCAACAUCCACUGUUACACAGUGCCCAUUCUGGAUGGAUCAGUCAAGCACAAAACCCUGCAAAUACGACUGGGAGUACUGAACAUCAAGAAUUUACUCUUCCAGGUGAAAAUGAUAUUGAAAAGAAAACUUCUUAUACAGCUAUGGCCUCCAGUCAUGGGGCCAGACAGAAUGACUCAGCGCAAGACCCAUUGGUGUAUCCAGGUUGGGACAAGGGAGAGGAUUAUUCCACACAAGCCCCUGUAAUGGAUAGAGUUAUUCCUUCCAGAGAAAGUAAUCACGAAAAAGAGUCUUCCAAUACAGCUCUUGCCACUCCUGAUGGUGCUCGACAUGAAGACUCAACGCAGCCACCUCUGUCUUCAGGCAAUGAAGCAGGAUGGGGCACUGAAGGCAUCACACAUCCCACAGAUGCCCCUGGGGGUGAGGUCCUCCACGGGCUGACUCCUGCUAGUACGAACGAAGCUGGAGAUGACUCUCUCCUGAUGGGUACCAUCACAGAGUCCGCGGAUAUUGUCAGCCGAGAGGAAGCUACCAAAGAGCCGUUGGCACCCAGCACGCAGCCUGGAAGUGAAAGUGAACAAGCAAAUACCACAGACGGCUCUUAUGUCAAUUUGGUACCUGGAGUUUUUUCAGACAUUGAUGAUCGUCACAAUCAAUUACAGACCCCUCUUCCUCCUACUCUUGCCACUCCUGAUGGUGCUCGACAUGAAGACUCAACGCAGCCACCUCUGUCUUCAGGCAAUGAAGCAGGAUGGGGCACUGAAGGCAUCACACAUCCCACAGAUGCCCCUGGGGGUGAGGUCCUCCACGGGCUGACUCCUGCUAGUACGAACGAAGCUGGAGAUGACUCUCUCCUGAUGGGUACCACAGUAACAGCCAGCAUUGAUGUUCUGGAACCAGAAGAUGUAACCCAGGAAGUGUGGGCACCUCGAGUCAUCGUAACAGCUCUUGCCACUCCUGAUGGUGCUCGACAUGAAGACUCAACGCAGCCACCUCUGUCUUCAGGCAAUGAAGCAGGAUGGGGCACUGAAGGCAUCACACAUCCCACAGAUGCCCCUGGGGGUGAGGUCCUCCACGGGCUGACUCCUGCUAGUACGAACGAAGCUGGAGAUGACUCUCUCCUGAUGGGUACCAUCACAGAGUCCGCGGAUAUUGUCAGCCGAGAGGAAGCUACCAAAGAGCCGUUGGCACCCAGCACGCAGCCUGGAAGUGAAAGUGAACAAGCAAAUACCACAGACGGCUCUUAUGUCAAUUUGGUACCUGGAGUUUUUUCAGACAUUGAUGAUCGUCACAAUCAAUUACAGACCCCUCUUCCUCCUAGAUCUACAUCCAUUAUAGGUGGUGAUCAUGGAUCACGCAAGGGAAAUGUUGAACCCACUUCCAACCCUGGAGAGAACGCAACAACAACAAUAACGUCACAACCAAGGUCAGCCCAGGUACCAGAAUGGCUGAUCAUCGUUGCUGCUCUCUUGGCACUGGCAUUGAUCCUUGCAGUGUGCAUCGCCGUCAGCAGUCGGAGGAGAUGUGGGCAGAAGAAAAAGCUCGUGAUCAAUAACGGCAAAGGUGCAGUGGAGGACAGAAAGACGAGUGAAUUAAAUGGGGAUGCCAGCAAAUCACAAGAAAUGGUGCACUUGGUUCACAAAGAACAGUCAAAUGACCGAACAGGAGCAUCUGACGAAUUCCUCACCAUUGACGAAACACAAAAUCAUCAGGAGCUGGAUAUGAAGAGUGGAGUGUAAUGGUACCAACUCACCAAGUAGAUCAGAGCUGGGGAAAUCAAGAUCACACGGAACUUGGGCCAGAAUUCACAGAUGCACUGUGCUACUGAUGUCUUUUGAACACGAUUAAACUUAAGUUGUCUUCAUUUUUAAUCAUUUUAAAAUGAUGUCUGAGUUACAAAAUAGACAUUUGCUAUCUGAAAUAAGCCCCAAGAGUUGCAUAAAUUCGUCAGUUCCCAAUUCCUACACAGAGGACACUUACUGUGUCCUGGGUAUAUCAUUGAUCCCCAGAUACAGUGUCUUCGCUGUGCGGAGCUACAGAAGCAUCCAGUUGCUCCAUCUUACAGGUAUUUAAGGUACUAAACUUGUCAUGGUACAAGAGUAAGCAAGCAACAAAUGUCGAGCAAAAAAAAAAAAGAAGCUUAAACCAAAAAGGCCUCCUAUACAAUGUCUAAAACAGCAGAAUCUAUCAGAAAUGCCUUACAGCCAGGAAGAGCAGUAGGUGCAUUGAAAGUCUGCCAGUAAAAUCAAAAAGUGAUGUUUUAUAAUGAUUUAUGACUUAUUCUGUAACAAGGAAAACCCAGAAGGACAAAUCUUAUUUAUCAUUGUUUUAAAAUGUCUGUGGGCAUACAGCAAGUCUUUUUGGGAGGGGGAAUAAAAAGAUGAAAACAUGAGAUGAUACAUAAUAAAUAUCAUUACUUUAUUAUCUUAACAAUCUGUACAGUUAUCCUUGAGUUUUUGAAGAGUUAUCCUUGAGUUUUUGAAGUGUUCAUUGCUCUUCCCCCUCCCUCCUUCAUUGGUCCCAGUUUGUGUAUGUUUUUAAUGAGUCUGUUAGUUAGUAUAAUUAAUAAAACAGAAUGACCCCAGCUCUAUUGUGCAUGCACAAAUCAAGGAAUUUGAAAUCAUCAGCAAUGAUGACAGUAUUUUUAUUCCUGAAGAAUAGGUCUUUACUUUCCCCUGCUCAAUCGUACUUAGGAGACGCUGAGCCUAGUAAAGCUUGUUUCCUCUGUAACUGUUGCAUUACACCAGUUUGCUGAUAUUUUAAAAGUUACCUUUCUAUGAUCUCACUCACUUCUGAAUUCUAUUUUCUCCACAUUUUAUUUCUUCUUUUUAAAAAUACCAAAACAAAUACUGCUUGUUUACUGGUACCAGAAGUUGAAAUUCUACAGAAAAGAUCAAAGAGAUUUAAAGGAAAUUCUCCCAGCAAUGUAAUAUAGUAAAAUAGCUGCAGCUGCAUUGUCAUAUGCUUUUGUUUUGUCAUUGUAUGUCUAUUAUGUAAAGUAUUUGUAUUAAGCUAUGAUGCUGUGCAUUAUAUUGAUAUGAACUGCCAGAAAGAAAAUUAUUUACUACCAGUGGUCUGUGCCAUUUUUAAGAAAGCAUAUUGGAAUGGAGGGCGAAUUGUAACUUCUAAUCGGGCUGCCCCAAAAAAAUGCAAGCAAAAUCAACCAGAGGUAAUAGCAUACAGUGAGGUGUGUCAGCUGUGGGAUGGGGAAUACCAAGAGAAGUCCGUUCAGAUGUUCCUGUUCACUGACCAUAGCACCUUCAUUGGAAAACACCGUUCUGCUAAUGCAUAUUAUUUUAUGUUCUCCAUCUGAAGCAAUUGGAGGAUGAGUAUUCAGUUGGCUAAAUAUUAACAUUAUCUAGCACUGAUCUUUACUGGAAUACGAAGCACAAUCAAAAUAGUGUUUAUGGUUCUCAGUUACAUCCCUUCAGCAGUUUCCCAAGCGUUUCAUUGAGUUGCUUAGUGCCCUAGUAUCUGCAGGCAGAUCUCCUCAGGGAAAAUGUACACUUGGGCAAAAGGCCCCAGGACAAGAUGUGAUUUCAGAGUACACGUAGGACAUUUUCUGACUCCAUGUAUGUAAAGAUGUCUCAUCUAUGAGCAGUCACACAGCUCCAAAGGUGUUCAAACAAGCUGAAGCCAAUAAGGUCAAGGUGACUAACACUAUCAGUAUAUGUGGUCCAUUGUCAAAUUUCUCAGCCCUGCCAUAAGCACAUAUUUUAAUUCUGAGCUGUGUUGUGGGAAGUUUGUUGACUCUACAUUGAUUUUUAAUUCCCGUAAUGUUUUUAAGCUUUUCUUUUUCUCAUUAUAAAUCAAUAAUGUGUAAUUAUAUACUCUUUUCACUAAGUGUGGAGAUCCAGAAUAAGAACUUUGACUCUCUUUAAAUCCCAAUUGAAUAUAAGCCACAAUCAAAAGGAGAUUUUUCACUGUCUUGAAGGAUAAAGUUUUCUUUUUUUU